This is a messenger RNA of Catharus ustulatus (Swainson's thrush), 973 nucleotides long. RefSeq names its product peptidylprolyl isomerase B (gene PPIB). Gene Ontology annotation, biological process: protein peptidyl-prolyl isomerization; protein folding. The transcript is spliced from 5 exons. Gene Ontology annotation, molecular function: peptidyl-prolyl cis-trans isomerase activity. Gene Ontology annotation, cellular component: intracellular membrane-bounded organelle. Lineage: Eukaryota; Metazoa; Chordata; Aves; Passeriformes; Turdidae. The record is from RefSeq and is a predicted model, not a curated record. Bases 94 to 765 code for a protein of 223 amino acids.
UUGGUCGCGCCCAGACGGGCGGAGCGAGCCGGCGCGCGGCGCGGGCGGUACCAAGACGCGGCGCGGGCGGGGGUGCGCGGCGGGCGUGGCCGGAUGCCGGCGGCGCGGCGGGCGCUGUGGCCGGGCUGCGAGCGGCGCAGGAUGAAGGUGUUGGUGGCGGCGGCGGCGCUGGGCGCGGCCCUCCUGCUCCUGCUGCCCGCAGCCUCCCGCGCCGACGAGCGCAAGAAGGGACCCAAGGUCACCGCCAAGGUCUUCUUCGACCUGCGGAUUGGUGAGGAGGAUGUGGGCCGUGUUGUCAUCGGACUCUUUGGCAAAACAGUGCCCAAGACGGUGGAGAACUUCAUGGCCUUGGCCACCGGAGAGAAAGGAUUUGGUUUCAAAGGCAGCAAGUUCCACCGUGUGAUCAAAGACUUCAUGAUCCAGGGAGGAGACUUCACCCGUGGCGAUGGCACUGGAGGAAAAAGCAUCUACGGGGACCGUUUCCCUGACGAGAACUUCAAGCUGAAGCAUUAUGGGCCAGGCUGGGUGAGCAUGGCCAACGCCGGCAAGGACACCAACGGCUCCCAGUUCUUCAUCACCACUGUGAAGACGCCGUGGCUGGACGGGAAGCACGUGGUGUUUGGGAAAGUGCUGGAGGGCAUGGACGUGGUGCGGAAGGUGGAGAACACAAAGACAGACAGCCGGGACAAGCCUCUCAAGGAUGUCACCAUCAUCGACUGUGGCACCAUCGAGGUGGAGAAGCCGUUUGCCAUCGCCAAAGAGUGAGGGGACCAGGCCCUGCUGGGCUGUGAGGGGCUGUGGAAUGGGGGCUGCCACGCUUCCUGUACCCUGGGACCACUGCAUCCUGCUGUGUCCUAGAGCCUGGCCCCUCUCCGUGUUGCCUCCCAGACAGUGGGAUGGGGCAUAGGCUGUUCUUCCAUCAUUUUUGUAAGAAGCACACGCACCAAUAAAUGUGACCAAUGUGUUUUUUAAA